UCCUCUCUUUCUUUUUCCCAUUUUUAUCAAUUUACCAAAUCUAAAUUCUAAUUCUAAUAAGAUAAAAAAGAAAGAAAGUUAAAAGCACUGCAAAACACAAACACACGUCCUUACUCUAUAAAUAAAUUCAUCAUUUCCAUCUCUUCAACAAGGAAUCUCAACCAAACAGAACCUAGCUGCAGGUUCUUACGGGCGGCGCUCUUUCCCUCUGAAAAGUGAAAACCGUUUUCUCUGCUUUUUUUCGCCAAACAGAUCUUCGCGCCAACGACACAGAACAACACAAACACAUCGCUUCUUCCCUUUUUCUUUUUCUCUAAUUUCUGUUUCUAUUUCGGCGUCGUUCUGUCUCAGACGCAAAACACGCACGGCCUGGGUUUGAUUGAUUUGCGGUUGAAAAACCUAGAUCUAACGUGAAACAAAAUUUGAAAAAAAAAAUUAAAAUCUAUAACAGAAAACACAUCGUUUUUUCUCUCGGAAAAAUUUUCCGUGUACGGAAAAUCUGAACGAAACGAUGUCGUCUUCUUCACUUUCGUUCGCAGCGGCUCCGGCUUGGUCUGCGUGCACUCUACCGUCGAAUAUCGCAAGCAGCAGGACGCAGCUCAAUGUGCGAACUGUGGCGAAGGCGAAACCGAAGAGCUUCUUCGGUACUCGUUUGCGUUCGAGCUGCAGGUCACUCGGUUCGGAGCGGCUGCACGUGUGGCGGUCGCAGGGGCCAGGGAGGUCGCCGGAGCUGAGGGUGGUGGUCCGGUCGGCAUUGUCUGCUGUACCGGAGAAGCCGAUGGGGCUUUACGAUCCAGCUAUGGAUAAGGACUCAUGCGGAGUGGGGUUCGUAGCGGAGCUGUCCGGCGAGGGCAACCGUAAAACGGUGACAGAUGCUUUGGAGAUGUUGGUGCGCAUGACGCACAGGGGAGCUUGCGGGUGCGAAGCAAACACUGGAGACGGAGCCGGGAUUCUUGUGGCUCUACCUCACCAAUUUUACACGGAGGUCGUGGAUUUUGAGCUUCCACCUCCUGGAAAAUAUGCAGUUGGCAUGUUUUUCUUGCCCACCUCCGACAGUCGUAGGGAAGAGAGCAAAAAUGUAUUUAGAAAGGUUGCCGAAUCACUGGGCCACUCUGUUCUUGGCUGGCGUUCUGUGCCCACUGAUAAUACAGGAUUGGGCAAAUCGGCCCUGCAGACCGAACCAGUGAUUGAACAAGUGUUUCUUACGCCAAGCACCAAAUCAAAACUUGAUUUGGAAAGACAGAUGUACAUAUUAAGGAAGCUUUCAGAUGCCGCUAUAACAUCAGCUUUAGAUCUCCAUAGUGAUGGCAUUGCUGAUUUUUAUACAUGUUCACUUUCAUCAAGGACUGUUGUUUAUAAAGGUCAGUUAACACCAGCUCAGUUGAAGGGUUACUACUUUGCAGACCUUGGCAAUGAAAGGUUUACGAGCUACAUGGCCCUGAUACAUUCACGAUUCUCAACUAAUACUUUUCCUAGUUGGGAUCGUGCUCAACCAAUGCGAGUUUUGGGCCACAAUGGAGAAAUCAACACACUUAGAGGCAAUGUUAACUGGAUGAAGGCACGUGAGGGCCUACUAAAGUGCAAGGAGCUUGGUCUAUCCGAGAAUGAGUUAAAGAAGCUUUUGCCCAUUGUGAAUACAACUUCAUCUGAUUCAGGUGCUUUUGAUGGCGUGCUCGAGUUUUUGGUUCAGUCUGGAAAAAGUCUUCCUGAAGCUGUCAUGAUGAUGAUCCCUGAAGCAUGGCAAAAUGACAAGAACAUGGAUCCCCAGCGGAAAGCAUUUUACGAGUAUUUCUCGGCUCUCAUGGAGCCAUGGGAUGGGCCUGCUCUUAUAUCAUUUACUGAUGGUCACUAUCUUGGAGCAACAUUGGAUAGGAAUGGUCUGCGGCCAGGCCGCUUUUAUGUCACUCACAGUGGACGAGUUAUAAUGGCAAGUGAAGUUGGGGUUGUAGACAUUCCUCCUGAAGACGUUUGUAGGAAAGGAAGACUAAAUCCUGGCAUGAUGCUUCUAGUAGAUUUUGAGAAGCAUGCUGUUGUGAAUGAUGAUGCCUUGAAGGAACAGUACUCUUUGUCACGGCCUUAUGGGGAGUGGCUCAAAAAUCAGAAGAUUCAGCUCCAAGACAUAGUUGACUCUGUUCAUGAAUCUGAAAGAGUGCCUCCAAGCAUAGCCGGGGUGAUUCCAGCAUCUGGGGAUGAUGGAGAUAUGGAAAAUAUGGGAAUUCAUGGUUUGCUGACUCCAUUGAAAGCUUUUGGAUAUACAGUUGAAUCCUUGGAGAUGUUAUUACUUCCCAUGGCAAAGGAUGGUACAGAAGCCCUUGGUUCAAUGGGAAAUGAUACUCCACUAGCUGUCAUGUCUAACCGGGAGAAGCUUACUUUUGAGUACUUCAAGCAAAUGUUUGCCCAAGUGACAAACCCACCUAUUGAUCCUAUUCGUGAGAAAAUAGUCACUUCCAUGGAAUGUAUGGUUGGUCCAGAAGGGGACCUGACAGAAAUUACUGAGGAACAAUGCCACCGUCUUUCACUUAAAGGCCCUCUUUUAUCCAUUGAACAAAUGGAAGCCAUUAAAAAGAUGAAUUAUAGGGGAUGGCGGAGCAAAGUGAUAGACAUCACAUACUCAAAGGAUCGUGGUAAGAAAGGGUUGGACGAAGCUUUGGACAGGAUAUGUGCAGAAGCACAUGAUGCAAUUAAUGCUGGCUACACCACCCUUGUGCUGUCUGAUAGAGCCUUCUCAAGGAAACGGGUUUCUGUUAGCUCCCUCUUGGCCGUUGGUGCUGUCCAUCAACAUCUAGUUAAAACACUUGAGCGCACUAGAGUUGCCUUGAUGGUUGAAUCUGCUGAACCACGUGAAGUGCAUCACUUCUGCACGCUUGUUGGUUUUGGUGCUGAUGCUAUAUGCCCAUAUUUGGCUAUAGAGACAAUCUGGCGACUGCAAGUUGAUGGAAAGAUCCCACCAAAAGCUGGUGGGGAAUUCUACUCAAAAGGUGAAUUGGUCAAGAAGUACUUCAAAGCAAGCAACUAUGGAAUGAUGAAGGUCCUUGCGAAGAUGGGAAUAUCUACUUUGGCCUCUUACAAAGGUGCUCAGAUUUUUGAAGCUCUGGGUCUUUCCUCAGAAGUAAUUGAAAGGUGCUUUGCCGGAACCCCAAGCCGAGUUGAGGGGGCAACAUUUGAGAUGCUUGCUCGCGAUGCUCUUAAAUUGCAUGAAUUGGCAUUUCCUCCUCGUGUUUUCUCUCCUGGGAGUGCUGAAGCUGUUGCUUUGCCAAAUCCUGGCGAUUACCACUGGAGAAAAGGUGGUGAAAUUCACUUAAAUGAUCCACUUGCUAUAGCAAAGCUUCAAGAGGCUGCCAGAACUAACAGUGUAGAUGCAUAUAAACAGUACUCCAAGAUCAUUCAUGAGUUAAAUAAGGCUUGCAACUUGCGAGGAAUACUGAAAUUUAAAGAGGCAGCAGUGAAGAUUUCACUUGAUGAAGUUGAACCUGCUAGUGAGAUAGUUAAACGAUUUUGCACUGGGGCCAUGAGUUAUGGGUCAAUCUCAUUGGAGGCGCACACAACAUUGGCAACUGCUAUGAAUAAGAUUGGAGGGAAAUCCAACACAGGCGAGGGUGGUGAGCAACCAUCACGCAUGGAGCCUCUUCCUGAUGGCUCAAUGAACCCAAAAAGAAGUGCUAUCAAGCAGGUUGCUAGUGGGAGAUUUGGUGUUUCAAGUUACUAUCUUACAAAUGCUGAUGAAUUGCAGAUAAAGAUGGCCCAGGGAGCUAAACCAGGAGAGGGAGGUGAACUUCCUGGCCACAAGGUUGUAGGAGACAUUGCUGUCACCAGGAAUUCAACUCCUGGGGUAGGACUUAUCAGCCCACCUCCUCAUCACGAUAUUUAUUCCAUUGAAGAUCUUGCCCAAUUAAUUCAUGAUCUAAAGAAUGCCAACCCGGCUGCUCGAAUUAGUGUCAAGUUGGUAUCAGAAGCUGGAGUAGGCAUAAUUGCUAGUGGAGUUGUUAAAGGGCAUGCUGACCAUGUCUUGAUCUCCGGCCAUGAUGGAGGGACAGGGGCAUCCAGGUGGACUGGCAUAAAGAAUGCUGGGCUCCCUUGGGAACUUGGCUUGGCCGAGACCCACCAAACUUUGGUAGCUAAUGACCUCCGUGGUCGCACAACUCUCCAAACUGAUGGGCAACUCAAAACAGGAAGAGAUGUGGCCAUAGCUGCUCUCCUUGGUGCAGAAGAGUUUGGUUUCAGUACAGCUCCACUCAUUACUCUCGGUUGCAUUAUGAUGCGGAAGUGCCACAAGAAUACCUGUCCUGUUGGCAUUGCUACCCAAGAUCCAGUACUCAGAGAAAAGUUUGCUGGAGAACCUGAGCAUGUCAUCAACUUCUUCUUCAUGGUUGCUGAAGAGAUGAGAGAAAUUAUGGCCCAGCUUGGGUUUAGGACUGUCAAUGAGAUGGUUGGCCGUUCAGACAUGCUUGAAGUUGAUAAAGAAGUCACUAAGACCAGUGAGAAAUUGCAGAACAUUGAUCUCUCUCUAUUGCUUAGACCUGCAGCUGAACUGCGGCCAGAAGCUGCUCAAUACUGUGUGCAAAAACAAGAUCAUGGUUUGGACAUGGCUUUGGAUAAUAAGCUCAUUGGUUUGUCCCAUGCUGCUUUGGAGAAGGGUCUCCCAGUAUACAUUGAAAGUCCAAUUUAUAAUGUGAACCGUGCUGUGGGAACUAUGCUUAGCCAUGAGGUGACCAAAAGGUACCUCUUAGAUGGUCUUCCAAAUGACACCAUUCAUAUCAGAUUUACAGGAAGCGCAGGCCAGAGCUUUGGUGCAUUCCUUUGUCCUGGUAUCACUCUGGAACUUGAAGGCGAUAGCAAUGAUUAUGUUGGUAAAGGGUUGUCUGGCGGCAAGAUUGUAGUAUAUCCUCCAAAGAAGAGUACCUUUGACCCAAAGACUAAUAUUGUAAUUGGUAAUGUGGCACUCUAUGGAGCUACACGUGGUGAGGCAUAUUUCAAUGGGAUGGCCGCAGAAAGAUUCUGUGUGCGUAAUUCUGGGGCUAAGGCGGUAGUUGAAGGCGUUGGAGAUCAUGGAUGCGAGUAUAUGACUGGUGGGAUAGUAGUUGUCCUUGGAAACACUGGUCGAAAUUUUGCGGCAGGAAUGAGUGGUGGAAUUGCUUACGUUCUUGAUAUGGAUGGAAAAUUCCAAUCUCGAUGCAACCAGGAACUUGUAGAUUUGGACAAGGUUGAGGAGGAGGAGGAUAUUAUUACUCUUAGAAUGUUGAUACAACAACAUCAGCGUCACACAGAUAGCGUGCUUGCCAAAGAAGUGCUUUCUGACUUUGAAAAUCUUCUUCCAAAAUUUAUCAAGGUGUUCCCCAGGGAGUACAAACGUGUUUUGGCUGGUAUGAAGUCAAAGGAAGCCUCCAAAAACGCAUCUUCGCCUGCUGCAAUUGCAGAAGAGGGGUCAGAUGAAGCAGAACUGAAUGAGAAAGAUGCUUUUGAAGAGCUUAAGAAAAUGGCUGCUGCAUCUUCAAAUGGGAAGCCAAGUCAGAAGGUUGAACAGGCUGAAUCAUCCAAGAGACCAAGUAGAGUCACUGAUGCAGUUAAACAUAGAGGUUUUGUUGCUUAUGAGCGUGAAGGUGUUCAGUAUAGGGAUCCUAAUGUUCGGAUGAACGAUUGGAAGGAAGUAAUGGAGGAGUCGAAGCCUGGCCCACUUCUGAAAACCCAGUCAGCCCGUUGCAUGGACUGUGGUACUCCUUUCUGUCAUCAGGAAAAUUCUGGAUGUCCUCUUGGAAAUAAAAUACCAGAGUUUAAUGAGUUAGUAUACCAAAAUAGGUGGCGCGAGGCAUUGGAAAGGCUUCUUGAGACAAAUAACUUCCCCGAGUUCACUGGUCGGGUGUGCCCAGCACCCUGUGAAGGUUCUUGUGUCCUUGGCAUUAUUGAGAAUCCAGUGUCUAUUAAAAGCAUUGAAUGUGCUAUCAUAGACAAGGGAUUUGAGGAGGGUUGGAUGGUGCCACGGCCUCCCCCCAAAAGAACUGGGAGAAGAGUUGCCAUUGUUGGAAGCGGACCAGCUGGGUUGGCAGCUGCUGAUCAACUGAAUAAAAUGGGACACACAGUAACUGUGUAUGAGAGAGCCGACAGGAUUGGAGGGCUUAUGAUGUAUGGGGUUCCCAACAUGAAAACAGACAAAGUGGAUAUAGUUCAACGACGGGUCAACCUUAUGGCAGAGGAGGGAGUCAAUUUUAUGGUGAAUGCUAAUGUUGGACAUGAUCCUAUGUACUCUCUUGGUCGGCUUCAAGAGGAAAAUGAUGCUAUUGUGUUAGCUGUCGGAGCUACGAAACCAAGGGAUCUUCCUGUUCCUGGGCGGGAGUUGUCAGGAGUUCAUUUUGCCAUGGAGUUUCUUCAUGCAAACACUAAAAGCUUGCUUGACAGCAAUCUACAAGAUGGUAACUACAUUUCUGCAAAGGGCAAAAAAGUUGUGGUCAUUGGUGGGGGUGAUACGGGCACAGAUUGCAUAGGCACAUCCAUUCGUCAUGGGUGUAGUAGCAUAGUAAACCUUGAACUUCUCCCACAGCCACCCGAAACUAGGGCACCAGGCAACCCUUGGCCACAGUGGCCUCGCGUAUUCCGUAUAGAUUACGGGCACCAAGAAGCUGCAGCUAAAUUUGGCAAAGAUCCAAGAUCUUAUGAGGUAUUGACUAAGCGGUUUGUGGGAGAUGAGAAUGGAGUUUUGAAGGGACUUGAAGUCAUACGAGUCCGCUGGGAGAAGGAUGAGACAGGGAAGUUUCAGUUUAAGGAAAUUGAGGGCAGUGAGGAAAUCAUUGAGGCUGAUCUAGUGUUACUUGCCAUGGGAUUCCUUGGCCCUGAAUCUACAAUUGCAGAGAAAUUGGGUAUGGAGCGAGACAACAGGUCAAACUUCAAGGCAGAUUAUGGUCGCUUCUCAACCAGUGUGAAAGGUGUCUUUGCAGCUGGCGAUUGUCGCCGUGGCCAGUCCCUCGUGGUAUGGGCAAUUUCGGAGGGACGCCAAGCUGCUUCACAAGUUGAUAGGUACCUCACGAAAGAAGACACAGAGUACAACAUUGCUCAUACCAAGAGGCAGCAGCAAGACCUCGCCAAGAGACAACAGGGCGGUAGCAAGUACACAGUGAUGACUUAAAAGAACUCUCAUCUGUGAUUUUUUUCCCCUUUCGUUUCAUACAGUAGCAGACUAGCAGACAGAGAAUAAGAAUAAGAUGGUUCCAAGAUUGAGCAGGGUGUUCUUUUUGUUUUACCAUAGGCAUUAUUAUUAUUGGUUAGUAGUAGUUGACGCACACCAAUAAGGAGAAAAAUUAGGAAGCUAGGAUUGUAGUAUAAUCAGAGCAAGAGGUUUGUCUUGCUGUUUGGUCGCUCAAGGGUACAAGGUGAUUUCAUUCAAAUCUUGUUCAUAGUUUUGAUGUGUUUGGAAAGGCAAGCUGUUAGCUAAUUAUUAUUAUUAUUAUUGUAUUGUGUGAAAUGAAAUGUACAGUUUGGAAAUUUAUUAUUGAUUUUAGAUUUGAUGUUUCCUUUA
Molecule: messenger RNA, 7504 nt
Organism: Arachis stenosperma
Lineage: Eukaryota; Viridiplantae; Streptophyta; Magnoliopsida; Fabales; Fabaceae
Product: glutamate synthase [NADH], amyloplastic
Exons: 22
Coding region: 512-7114 (2200 amino acids)
Molecular function (GO): FMN binding; flavin adenine dinucleotide binding; glutamate synthase (NADH) activity
Source: RefSeq, a predicted model, not a curated record